Messenger RNA from Aspergillus fijiensis CBS 313.89, 846 nucleotides. RefSeq lists its product as uncharacterized. NCBI's taxonomy places the organism in Eukaryota, Fungi, Ascomycota, Eurotiomycetes, Eurotiales, Aspergillaceae. The record is from RefSeq and is a predicted model, not a curated record. The transcript has a single exon. The coding region runs from base 1 to 846 and encodes 281 amino acids.
AUGGACAUCGUCCGCGGCGGCUGGGUCCUCCACCCUAUUAGUACCGCCCGCCCGCAGCCAUCCGAACCCUCCUCCUGCGCGACAACCCCCUCGCCCCCACCCAGACCCCCGGGGCUGAACCUCCCGCUCGACAAGCAGACAGAUCUGAUCCAAGUGUGCAUCGACUUCCGCCACUACACCAAGGGAACACAGACGCCGGCCCGAUACUGGGACCGGGUGGCCGAUGACUUCCGCCAGGUUUUGGGUCGGCCCACCAUGACCCCCGCGGCGGUCGAGCAAGUGGUCCGCGCGAUCGAGGACGACUACGUGCGUUGGGUCGAGGCGUGGGAGCAGGGCCGGGCGGCGGACAGGGGUUCGGAGUAUGAGGGGUGGUUGCGGAUGUGGUUGAGGGGGCGGGAUGGGUUUUAUGCGAAAAUCGCGGCGGCGCGGGAGGAGGAGAGGAGGGGAGUGGAGGGGGAGGGGGAGGGGGAGGGGGAGGGAUGGAUGGAGCAGCAGCAGCAGCAGCAGCAGCAGCAGCAGCAGCAGCAGGAGGAGGAGGAGGAGGAAGAGGCGCAAGAGCGCCGCGAUCAACUAGCCAUGCUUCGUAUGCCUCAUGAGAAACGUCGCUUUAUGGCCUCCAAGGCCUCCGAGGCCUCCGACGAGGUGCCACACAAAAGACAGAGGCGCGCAAACCCGGAAGAAUCUGAGAGGGCGCGCUUAUUUCGCGUGAUUGCUGACUCGUUGGAAGCUGAAAGCUCUUCCGAGCGCAAGGUGAAAGAGAUGGAACACGAGAUGGAAACCAUGCAGCACAAGUUGGAUAGGAUGAACCACAAGAUAGGCCUUAUUCUAAAACAUAUCAAAAAAUAG